Molecule: messenger RNA, 2158 nt
Organism: Anguilla anguilla (European eel)
Lineage: Eukaryota; Metazoa; Chordata; Actinopteri; Anguilliformes; Anguillidae
Gene: ppp1r2
Product: protein phosphatase 1, regulatory (inhibitor) subunit 2
Exons: 6
Coding region: 282-896 (204 amino acids)
Biological process (GO): regulation of signal transduction
Molecular function (GO): protein phosphatase inhibitor activity
Source: RefSeq, a predicted model, not a curated record
UGAGACUGGUGCUGAUUUCAUCGCUGGCCAGUUACUGAUGAGCUCGCUGCCUCCGUAAGGAUGUGGCAUAUAUAGUAAAUGGUAGAUUAUACCGUGAGCGUGGGAGUCAGGAAGCAGAGAAUUGUUGAUCCGUACCUUGAAUGCUAACUAGCUUCCUUGGUUAGCCCAUGCGAGUGAUUUUUUGAAGGAUAACCGUUAGCUAGAACCACAGACCGUGUCAAACAAGCGAAAGUUGGAGGCAGACUGAACGCUGUCAGUCGGGAGAGAACCAAGCGAGUGGCAUGGCAGCUCCCCGGCCCAUUAAAGGCAUUUUAAAGAACAAAACCAGCGGGACAACCGCCAAAAAAGACCCGGAGCUGCCGGUGGAGAAGCGGGAGCAAAAAGCGGCACUCGGGGAGCUGGAAGAUGAUCAGCAAAAGAAGUCGCAGAAAUGGGACGAGAUGAACAUCCUGGCCACGUACCACCCCGCGGAUAAGGACUACGGCCUGAUGAAGAUCGACGAGCCCAGCACUCCGUACAACAGGAUGGUGGGGGAAGAGGACGGAGAAGGACUGAGCGACUCGGAGACCAGCGCCGUGCUCACAGAGGACGACCUCGCCGAGAAGCUGGCGACUGCAGAGGCGGUGGAAUCUCGCUUCAUGGCCGAGGUAGAGGAGGAGAGCAGCGAGGAGGAAGAGGAAGAGCUUAGCCCUGAGGAGCAAGCCAAGAAGAAGCAGUUUGAGAUGAUGAGGAAAAUGCACUACAACGAGGGCAUGAACAUUAAACUGGCGCGACAGCUCAUCGCCAGCGAGCUCGCCGAGGAAGAGGACGACGAAGACGCCGAGAUGAAGGACGAUACAGAGGCUGAAGAGAUCAGCGUUGACCCCCCUCAUGAUGCGCCCUCCUUGGACUCCUAGAAUGCGGCUCCGCCCCCUUCUCCCUUUGACUUGGUUCCUGUGACAUCAAAUCAAUAUCAGACAGAGGUCAAACGGAACACUGCCACUCGACCCCCGUCACCCCACGUCUGUUUUUAACCCGCAAACCCCGCGAAGCGAAGCCUGUCGAACCACCGCUCGUCUCUUCUGUUGCCAAGAGUCUUACUGUCGUCUCACUGAAGGGGAGGGGGGGCACUGGAGGCUGUUCACAAGGACUGUUGUCUGCAGCAGAGCCGGUCCUGCUUCUCCCACACCCCCGCCCCCCCCACGCUGAGACUGUGGGGGGGAGGGGGGUGGACGUGUGUUUUCACUUUAUUUUAAAGUUCCCUUCAUUUUCUCCCCCCCUUGCCUUGAUAUUGUUUCCUCAUUUUUUUUUCUUCUCUUGUGACUUUUCGUUCACUGGGUAACUGUGUGAUCGUGAAAAGACCCGUUUGAAAUGUCAGUGUACCCAGCCUCUGGGCAGACUGGUUAUAGGUGAUUGGCCACAAGAUUUGCUGUGGUUAAAGGUGAUUGGCCACAAGAUUUGCUGUGGUUAAAAGUGAUUGGCCACAAGAUUUGCUGUGGUUAAAGGUGAUUGGCCACAAGAUUUGCUGUGGUUAAAGGUGAUUGGCUGUGAGCUUUUGGCCUGGUUUUUUGGACUGCCUUUUAAAUAAUUUCAGAAUCUUUGUCAGAUGCUCUUCCUUUCUCUUGCUUUUUUGUUAGAAUCCCAUCCUCGCUGUGUAAUGUCAUGCUUAGGGGUGGGUUAUUUAUUAAAGUGAGGCGUGUGUGGGCUUGUGCUGCUCGGUCCCGUGCUCAUUGACUGAGUCUCAUUCAUGAUUGUUACAAGCAAAGUGCACUGUAGCUGCAGAGAGGAAAAAUAAAACCAUAGCGUCUCCACUGCUGUUUUCAUUGGCUCAAGCUGUGGUUUUUGUAAUGUUUAUCUUUUGGUUAUGAAAAUAGCUCUCUUGUUUCAAUGUAUGGGCUUGAGCACAAGUUUUUAUUUUUAUUUCUUUCUUUAACCACUUGAGCCAAUUGAAACUGUUGUGUGGAAACUCGGUAAUAUGCAAAAUGGGCGAAGAGUGAUCACGUGACCAAAGCGAUCAUGUGACCACUCUCCCCAGUAUUGGCCCAAGUGGCACUGAUGUCACUUAAAUCAGCCUUUAGAUUUUAAGGGGCGUGCAAUAACACCUCUCACACAAAAAACAAAAAAAAAAAAAACCUUUGAACUACUGACAAGUGGAACUUCAGUCUGUGGUGUGUGUAAA